GAGAUGGAGCCGGUCCUUUUCUCCCUCCCGGAGGCCGCCUGGACUGGAGUUCUGCCGGUCACGAGUCCGAGUCCUGCAAGCUGUGCGCCCCCUUCGCGGAUUUCCUUGCUGCGCGGGUUGAGCGCGGGCUGGCGUGGAUGGGAGACCCUGGAUCGGGCCCGCCCUGCCGGUUCUACCCAGGACCUGAGCCACUUUAACCCGAACUUUCCCCGCAGGAGGGCGCUGAGCGCUCCGGGCACCUGCUGGCCAUGCUGGCGACGUGAAGGUCGGAUACUUAGUGGAACGAUCCUGGGAAAGCCGGGCCAUGGCCCCCGGGGCCGGCUGAACGCAGGAGCUGCGGUGGAGCCGCCGUCGCCGGGAGGGAGUGAAUUCGAUGCUCUGGAAGGGCCGGUACCCGAGGACAGAGGGAGGCGCUUCGCGGCCCGGACUCUCGGAGCAUGGUCCCCGGAGAGCCGCGCGCAGCAGAAGGCGCCCGAUCUGUCGAGACGGAGCGCACGGUAGAAUGGAGUGGAGAGUUGAGGGGUCAAGGCACAGAUUAGACGGACCACCCUCUGCCUGCAGGAGUUUGCCUAUCCAACAAGCACGAUCCAGGGAGCAGGGUUUGUGGGGAACCAUUACUCUACUGUCACUGUUUGCUGGGGCAGUCAUGGCAAGUUCAGAGACCUGGUAUCAUAACCAGACCUUGGGAGCAGCUUCUGGAAGCAUGAGCUCUGCCAGCUCUGCCUCUAUGGAGGAAAACAGCAUGGAAACACCAUCUCUGGCUGUGUGGAACCACUGGCAUGGGGAAAAUAUGACCAUACAAGAGCUGAGCACAUCAGAACUUCUCAGGGCUGAGCGCUCCCCUUCAAGCUCCAGCAGUGCCAGGAAAGGAUCUAGGAGGGCUGGACGUGGUAAUCGGGGUCGCUAUUGUCGCUUACAUAGCCUCAGAAUGAAAGUGCGGGAUCUGGGGCUUGGCUAUGAUUCUGACGAGGUUGUUAAGUUCAAGUAUUGCAGUGGGUCAUGCCAGCGUACCCGCACUAACUACGACCUAACCCUGAGUCACCUCAUAAAGCAACAUGCCAUUGUGCCUGGGCCCCAUUCUUCUCAACCCUGCUGCCGACCCACCCGGUACGAGAACUUCUCUUUCAUGGAUGUGCACAAUGUCUGGAAGACUCUGGACAAAGUUUCAGCCGCAGAGUGUGGUUGUGUGGGCUGAAAGUGCUGUCUGUUCAGAGCUCAUGGGGUCACUGAGUUGACGUAUCCAUGUUCCUUCUACAGAGAGAUCAUAAGCCUGUCCUGCCUGUAAGUAUGGCAGGAGGAGAAAUAAACUCCAUGAUGGAGCUUUCCAGUCCAGAUGGGAGGAAUGAAUGGACAAUUAACAGGAGUGCAGCAUGAUGUUGUUGGCCCAAAUAUAUCUUGGCCUUUAGAGAGCAUUCACCCACCAUCAAUGAUCAGAUGAUCAGACUGCUGUUAGCUAUGGAAUGGGCAUUUUUCCUUUAAAGAUUGGUCCAUCAACAGUGUUGUGAAUCUGUUCACCUAUCAAGCCUUUUCUCCCACUGAAGAAAAAGCAUUGGACAUUCUCACACCUUAUUCAAGAGAUAGGGGGUGUGGCAUUUAGCCUGAGAGACUUGUGGUACCAACUGAUCCUCCUCCAGGCAGUUUAAAGAAGGCUGCUCAUUAGGUCAUGUAGCCCCAUCUACUGCAAGGCACACGUACUCUUCCCACUUUUUAUUCAAGCCCACAAUCUGCCUUUCCCUUAGAAAUAUGCUCUUACUCCAUCUAGGAGCAGUUGUAGUUAAGAACGAAGCACAAUUUUGCAAGCCUGUUUAGUGCCCUGAACAUUCAAUGAUUGCUCCAACCUUCUGACCUGUGCUAGAAUAAUCAGUGUACUAUCUGAGGAUCGAAGAACAUUGCUGUUUCUUUGGGAGCUGUUUGAUUAUUACAGCCUUCAGCCUCAUUGGAGAGUUUUUCCUGUGAGAACGUAUCCAAAGCAGAUGGGUGUGCAUCCUAUGAAGGGCAAAUUUGAUGUGUUUCCCAGAGCUACCAGAUCUGGGUUGCAAAGAUCCAAAUGACUGGAUCUUUGGUACUAAGGAAGGUUGUUGCCAUCUAAUAGUUGCCAGGAGUUUUGCAACCCAGAUCUGGAAGCUGUAUGGUUUUCCUGGAACAGUCAAGGCCUCUGCAGGUAGAAAAGGGGCUUGUCUAUAAAGCCAAUGAUGGCAUUGAUAUACUGGUGUGCAACUUGCCCAGACACACCAGCAAUAGCUUGGAGUUUGACUACUGCACUUACCAGGCUGGCAAUGGAAGCAGAAAUGGUUCUGCCAUCCUUUGAGUCCUGGUUCAACCAUCAUUUAGUGCCAGCAGAGUGGGAACCCCCCUGCCCUAGAAGUGACAUUUUCUAAACUUAUUUAGAAAGUUUAAAUUUUCUAAACCAACUUAUUUAUUCUGUAACUUAUUUAUUUAUUUGUACCCCACUGACUCCCUGGUGGCAACCUAUUUAUGAAACUGAGAGCUGGGUCUGGUAUACAUUAAAAGCUGAUGCUAUGCCCUGGCCUGUGACCAGCCGUUCCUACACCCUUUUCCCCACUUGGCCUUAGCAAGGGCAUUUCCUCUUCCUCCUUUCCUGAUUUUGUAUUCUUUGUCCUUUAUUUGCAUUGGGAUAAACUCUAUUUUUAUACAGCAACAACUUCCUGUAGCAAUAAAGCCUGUGAAGGCAAUGCACACUU
Molecule: messenger RNA, 2702 nt
Organism: Candoia aspera
Lineage: Eukaryota; Metazoa; Chordata; Lepidosauria; Squamata; Candoiidae
Gene: ARTN
Product: artemin
Exons: 5
Coding region: 374-1195 (273 amino acids)
Biological process (GO): peripheral nervous system development
Molecular function (GO): glial cell-derived neurotrophic factor receptor binding; receptor tyrosine kinase binding; growth factor activity
Source: RefSeq, a predicted model, not a curated record